Leptosia nina is the source of this 243-nucleotide messenger RNA. Lineage: Eukaryota; Metazoa; Arthropoda; Insecta; Lepidoptera; Pieridae. The record is from the annotation of a GenBank genome assembly.
AUGUUCGCUAAAUUGGUGAUCCUCUUCGCUGUUCUGGCGUUCGCCAUGGCUAGACCACAACUAUACUCCGGAUACGGUUACAACAGCUACGCUGGUGGUUACCCGGGCUAUGGUGGCUACUCAGGUUAUGGUGGUUACCCUGGAUACUCGGGGUACUCAGGCUACUCAAACCCGUUAGCCUACAGCGGCUAUGGUGGUUAUUCUAACUAUCCAUACAACUAUGGGUACAACGGAUAUUACUAA